CAUGUACUGUUUACACAUUUCACUGUAUUACCAUGAGUCCUCUCUUUCGGUGUUGGUGUUCCUUGUUGCCGUUUCUAGUGUUCAGCAAUAGAGGUCGCUACGGGAGUUGUCCGCUGUUUCUCCCACCAUACCACUCCUCCUAGUUAGUAACGCUGCUUGCCCCCUCACACUUGCUUGGCAAACAUGGCGGACAGUGCAAGCGAGAGCGAAACAGAUGCAGCCGGGAGUGGCUCGGCCGCCCUGUUACCCUCUUCCACCAAAGCGGGGAUCGUAAUCUCCCCGUUCCGACUGGAAGAGCUUACAAACCGACUGGCUUCGCUGCAACAGGAGAACAAAGUGCUGAAAAUCGAGCUGGAAACGUACAAACUCAAGUGCAAAGCUCUGCAGGAGGAGAACCGGGAACUGCGUAAAGCCAGCGUCACCAUUCAAGCAAGAGCAGAGCAAGAAGAGGAAUUCAUCAGCAACACGCUGUUUAAGAAGAUCCAGGCCUUGCAGAAAGAAAAGGAAACGCUUGCUGUGAAUUAUGAGAAGGAAGAAGAGUUCCUUACAAACGAACUGUCCCGCAAACUUAUGCAGUUGCAACAUGAGAAAGCAGAACUUGAACAGCAUUUAGAGCAGGAACAAGAGUUCCAAGUGAACAAACUGAUGAAGAAAAUAAAGAAACUGGAGAAUGACACUAUAUCCAAGCAGCUCACACUGGAGCAGCUAAGACGUGAGAAGAUUGACCUUGAAAAUACAUUGGAGCAAGAACAAGAAGCACUAGUAAAUCGCCUCUGGAAACGGAUGGACAAGCUAGAGGCAGAGAAAAGAAUUCUGCAGGAGAAACUAGAUCAGCCAGUAUCUGCCCCACCAUCGCCCAGAGACAUAUCAAUGGAAAUUGACUCCCCAGAAAACAUGAUGCGGCAUAUCAGAUUUUUAAAGAACGAAACAGAGAGGCUAAAGAAACAGCUCCGAACUGCUCAGUUACAACAUACGGAGAACAGAGCACAGUAUAUAGAAGAGGAACGACACAUGAGGGAAGAGAACAUACGGCUCCAGAGAAAGCUGCAAAGGGAAAUGGAACGGAGAGAAGCCCUCUGCAGACAAUUGUCUGAAAGUGAAUCCAGCCUUGAAAUGGAUGAUGAAAGGUAUUUUAACGAGAUGUCUGCACAAGGACUUCGUCCUCGCACAGUGUCCAGUCCAAUACCGUAUACACCGUCUCCAAGCUCUAGUCGACCAAUAUCACCUGGUCUAUCGUAUGCAGCUCACCCAGUUGGUUUUACACCACCGACUUCAUUGACAAGAGCCGGAAUGUCUUAUUACAACCCCCCUGGUCUUCUGGCGCAUGGUGUUGCAAGACCUUCCCCCAGAAGAAGCAACAGUCCUGACAAAUUUAAACGUCCAACCCCCCCACCUUCUCCAAACACGCAAACAGCGGUCCAGCCACCGCCCCUGCCUCCUGUCCAGCCGACAUCGUCGCAGGCAGCUACUUCCCAGCACCCUGUGCAUCCCUCCUCACAGCAGCCAUAGUGCAUGUCCUCUGCAGCAGCUUCAUCCAGAGUGGACUUGUGACACAGAGCGCUUUACUAAAAGCCAAAGGCUUAACCAGCGUAAUUGGAUUUGACUUACUUGCACUGAGAUUAUAUAGGCUUCACUGUUAACUGUGUUGUAAAUGCUUUGUUUAGAAUGCAGCCAUUGUUGUGGCCCUACAACACUAAACUUAACAAUAUAUAUUAUUGUCAGUGUUUACUGGAAAUAUGUGUUGGACCAUUCUCUGGCUGAAACAUUUGCCACUCAAAUCUUUUGAAAGUACUGCAUUGUUGAAUGUCAUAUCGCUCAACUUCAAUGGCUUUUGAGGCUUAUUUAAGAAAAAGGGAACCCAUUUAUGAUAUUUUUCCCCUCAGUACAGACCUAACAGGCAUAAAAAAAUAUAUAUAAUCAGUAAGCAAAAGGCCUCGGUGUUUUAAUGUGGAUUUGCCAAGCGCUAUUUAGAAUCAGCACUACAUUUUAAGUAUGUAAUAGUUUCUGGUACAAAAGUCACUGACACAUCAAUCAGUGACGGAUAAUUAUAAUCUGUUUGAUGUGCAAAGAGUUUUUAGGAGAUGUUCAGUGACCUGUCUUGGUCUGUCCUAUAUAUCACAUGUGGAAGGUACUGUGUAGAAGUAAAUACAAGAGAUGUUAUAUAUAGUUAGAGAGCAUGUAUAACAUGGAUCUUAUUUUUAAACUGGAUUUAUUUGAAGGUUUAGGGGAUUCUGUAACAUAAUUUAUUAACCUGUAACCCCUUUGUAUUUUUAUUUAGAAAGCAGCGAUCUCUUGCAGGGGGUUCUCAAUACUUGGAAGUACAAUGAAUACACAGUUCUGAGUGCUUUCAUUGGCCAUAUAUAAUUGAAAAGUGUUGUAUAAUAAUAGCUUCAGAAAGCAGUAGAUGAAGAUAGUUUAAUGAUGGGUGUUUAUCUUUACGGAGAUGUUUCAUGCUUUCACAUCCAAGAGUUAACAAUAUUGAAACUUGACCAACAAAAGUGUGUGUCCUGGAUAGACCAUUAAUAAGAAAAUGUGCGUGUUUAUGGUUUACAGAUGUAUGUGACAUCGUAGCGAGACGUUUUAUUGUUUGUGUGAGAGAAGCAAAACCUGGCAAUCAUGCAGCAGCUUCUAAAAGUAUCAACCUGGUACAGUGUUCAAAUACAUCUUUUCCGUUUCAUUGAUACAGUAAGUCAUUUGGUUAUACUUUGCAGUGGAAUAGAUUAUAGGUGUCUUUUUUAAUUGGAAGAAGUCUGUCUUAUUGAGGUGCUGCUAUUGUUUGAGGCGUCAGUCUUCAUAUCCAUGGUCCUCCUUUAACACAUUUGUUUAAACUCUAUGUAUCCAGUUUUUUUUAAAUACCAUCUAACAUUAUAUUCCAUUACAUUACCAUGUCAAUGAGUAUCAAGAAGUAUUGGACUACAAACACAGGUUAGAGAAGUGGAUCUCAAUCCUGUUCCUGAGGGACAGUGGCUCUUCUGGUUUUUUGUUCUAACAGAGCUGUCAGUUACUUUAUUGAGCCCUAAUUUAGCUAAUAAUUUGCUUAAUUUUACUUUUUAAAUUGUGUAGCUUAUAAAAAAUUUGAGAUUUCAAGUUCCUUAUACCAUUAUGUACUUAACUUGAAAUAUCUAACUGUUUAAAAUCGUUUAAGAGCUCAAAUUAGGCACAUUUUCAGUUGAAUUACUUCAGUUAAGUAAUUGAGAGUGUAUUUGUGUAGUGUGUGUAUUUGCAUUAAAUACUUGCUAUGGCCACCAUUUAUCUACUGUUAAUGAAAGGUUACAAAUGCAGCAUUUUAACAUUCUGUACAUCAUCCUCUAGGUUAGGAGUAAUUUUUUAGACAACGAACAAGGUGGUGAAAUCGUAUUGUACACAUCCUGCAUUUAAGUAAAAUGAAUAUACAAUGAG
This is a messenger RNA of Polyodon spathula (Mississippi paddlefish), 3399 nucleotides long. RefSeq names its product coiled-coil domain-containing protein 6-like. Lineage: Eukaryota; Metazoa; Chordata; Actinopteri; Acipenseriformes; Polyodontidae. The record is from RefSeq and is a predicted model, not a curated record. The transcript is spliced from 9 exons. The coding region runs from base 184 to 1509 and encodes 441 amino acids.